Molecule: messenger RNA, 1880 nt
Organism: Pimephales promelas (fathead minnow)
Lineage: Eukaryota; Metazoa; Chordata; Actinopteri; Cypriniformes; Leuciscidae
Source: RefSeq, a predicted model, not a curated record
CAUGGCGCAUAUUUCCUCGUGACAUAAUCUCCAGCUUCCAUUGCUUUCAAUGCACUUCUGCGAUCUCUGAUUUUUAUGCUUCUGUCAAAAAUCUGUCGAGGAACCCUUGACAGAUAUGCUGCCUGUAGUGGUGGUGCAUGGAGGUGCUGGUCAUAUUCCAAAAGAAAGAGCUGCACUCUCUACUAUCGGUGUGAAAGAGGCAGCCAGGAUUGGGUAUGCCAUCCUCCAGAAGGGUGGAAGUGCCAUGGAUGCUGUGGUUGAAGCAGUGACCUCCAUGGAGAACAACCCAAGAUUCAAUGCAGGUCGGGGAUCAGUGUUAAAUGUGAAGGGGGAAGUAGAGAUGGAUGCAAUUGUGAUGGAUGGCAAGUCACUAGCUAGCGGGGCUGUGUCAGCAGUCCGAAGAGUGGCUAACCCUGUGCAACUGGCCAGGCUUGUCAUGGAGAAGACCAACCACUUGUGUCUGACAGCUGAAGGGGCCUCUAAGUUUGCCAGAAGCAUGGGUGUACCGGAAGUGCCCGAGGAGUCAUUGAUCACAGACUAUGCCAAGAUGCGCUGGAAGAAGAACCUGGAGCCAGAUGCCAACCCUGUGGAAUGCCAAAUGGGCAAGAUGGGAACAGUAGGUGCAGUAGCUGUGGACAUAGACGGAAACAUUGCUUGUGCUACAUCCACUGGUGGAAUGAUUAAUAAAAUGGAGGGCCGUGUGGGAGACACGCCGUGUGUUGGUAAAUUCAAACUUGCUGCUUUGUAGAGUAUGUAAGAGGCGUUGAUUUGAUUUGCACCACAGAGUUCUAGUGGUUACAAAGUUGGGAGGAAUCAGCCUACAAUUGCGUACUUUUUGCUGUUUCUGUAUAUUUAGCAGAAAUAGAAGAAAAUAUUUUAAAUUGUUGAAAAAUUAAACCUUUAAUUUGAUUAAUCCUAAGCAGCUGGUGUGACAGGGAUUGAACUUUGACCUUUGGACAUGCAGUAAUGUGGGUAAAUUUCAGCUGCUCAUGAGAGCUUGUUGCCUGCAGGGUUAAUAUUCAAACCACAUACAUUCUCUCAGGACACACUUUAACCUGUGGGGAUCACACUCACACACCAGUUAAUGAUAGAUAAAAGAGCUGCUAUUGUCUGCUUAAUAAGUAAAUAAACAAAAAUGAAAAAAGACAGUGAAAAAAUGAAAAGGGUUAUGCAGUGGUUAUUAUCAGGGUUUGCUUUAAAUAGGUGGAUGGUUAUCUGGAGAAACUUGUUUGCUGAGUGUGUGUGUGUGUGUGUGUGUGUGUGUGUGUGUGUGUGUGUGUGCGUUGGUGCGACCGGAUUAUGAGGACAAAACACAUGGAUACAUACCGACUCUAUGAGGACAUACCGUAACUAUGAGGACAGCACUAAUGUCCUCAUAAGUCGAGCAAUGUAGAAAGGCUUAUAAGGUAGCGAUAAACCACCUCCCGCUUUUUCUCAAUAUGUCCUUAUAAAUCCGUUGUACCCGUUUUUCAGUGUGUAUCAGUGUAUGCUCAGAGUGUAUAAUCUCCCUCUAUGUGAAAUUCGAUGGUACUGCAGUAUCAUACACAUUUCAUACACCCAGACCACGCCCAAGCGCGAUUCAUUGGUGGAACGCUGGAAUCCUCGUCAGUGAUUGGCUGCUUUUCACGUCCGUCAAAGUCAGCGCGCCGCGCAUGCGCAUUUGAUCUCUAUCGCCUGUGUGUUGUGACGGUGUGAUUAAUCAGAAGAGAAGAUUAUUAAUUAGCAGAAUUCGAGCGAAGUUGACGAGCUAUUGCGGGAGAUUAUCACGAGGAAGGUAAGUGUGUUUAUUUAUAUUCUACCUUUAUGGAGUUAAGUGUUAUGAGUCAGUUUUAAAUAACGUUAGUUACAUUAUUUUAAACAUGGCCGCUAAUAUCAGUCCA